ACGAGAGGGCUAGAGGGCUUCUGAAAACAAAUUCUGACCGUGACCAAUAUCUCGGCAUGAGCUUGCGGGAACUCAUUCAUCAGUUCAAGUGGCAGACACUGACCCUCUUGAAGUGCUGCCUUCUCCAACCAAAGAUGCUGUUUUUCGGCUCCCGCUGCGACAGAUUGUGCAUGGUCCAAUUUGCUUUUAUUUCUUUGAUACCCGGACUUUUGCACAACCUACGAGACUGUGCGGAUCCCGACUUGAAUUCUUACGAAACAAAACUGGCACAGCCAACGAGUCUACAGAGCAGCAACCGGAGGUCUCUCCUGUCCUUUAUGGGGCUUCCCCUGCAGAUCUUUGGCAAGGGCAGUUUUCUUUGGUCCUUAUACGCCGCGCAGCAGCUCGAUAUUUUGGCUGAUUUCGGGACCAAGUCCUAUUUGGUUGGAAGCACUAACUCGCUCCUUCUUCAGCAAAAAGACCGCUACAGCGACAUCCUCAUUAACUUGGAUGAGGAUACCGUCAUCAUCACGUCUCCGUCUCUGAAAUCGGCUUUGGCCCUGACUGCUGCUGACCGCAGGUGGAUAGAUUUUCUCACCCAUGAGGUCAAUGAGACCUGGGAGGAGGCGAAUCCGAGCCGGCCCAGUACGAUGCAGUACGUGGGGAGUGAAGAGUUCAUCAGGUCGCAGUUCGAAGUAUACAUUAUUCGCCUGAUAGCUUCCGUGAAAUUUCACAACUUUCUCGUUGCCAGUGCCGAUGGGCCAAAGCCUAUGCGGGUAUCGACGAUCCGGCCGUCGAUUUCGGCAUGGACUGGGUUGGUGCCUGGAUGCGCAAUGAUGUAA
Molecule: messenger RNA, 821 nt
Organism: Nilaparvata lugens (brown planthopper)
Lineage: Eukaryota; Metazoa; Arthropoda; Insecta; Hemiptera; Delphacidae
Product: late secretory pathway protein AVL9-like
Exons: 3
Coding region: 57-821 (254 amino acids)
Cellular component (GO): cytoplasm
Source: RefSeq, a predicted model, not a curated record